This is a messenger RNA of Nicotiana tabacum (common tobacco), 613 nucleotides long. Its product is annotated as non-specific lipid-transfer protein 1. The record is from RefSeq and is a predicted model, not a curated record. Lineage: Eukaryota; Viridiplantae; Streptophyta; Magnoliopsida; Solanales; Solanaceae. Gene Ontology annotation, biological process: lipid transport. Gene Ontology annotation, molecular function: lipid binding.
ACACACAUUUAAAUUACAUUUCUUCAAUUGUAGUCCAUAAACCAAUAGAUAUGGCUCGGUUUCUUGCUUUAGCCCUAGUAGUUAUAGCUCUCUCAAACGACGCGUUGGGUGCUCCUCCCUCGUGUCAAACUGUUACAACGCAGCUGGCUCCUUGUCUAUCGUACAUUCAAAAUCGUGUUAAGGGCGGUGGCAAUCCAUCAGUACCUUGUUGUACCGGUAUAAAUAACAUAUAUGAACUCGCUAAAACCAAAGAAGAUCGAGUCGCUAUCUGCAACUGCUUAAAAAACGCAUUUAUUCAUGCUGGAAAUGUCAAUCCCACUCUCGUAGCUGAACUCCCCAAGAAAUGUGGCAUUUCUUUUAAUAUGCCUCCUAUUGAUAAAAACUACGACUGUAACACGAUUUCUAUGUACUGAUGAAGGGGUACGUAGCUAGUGAUCUCGGAAGCUGCUCAAACACUGAAAACUUUAUGAAUAAAACAUAUAUAGAUGUUGAUGUCUUGUCUGAAAUCUGAAAGCAAUUAGAUCCACUGCAAACUUCAACUGUAUGCAGAUGGUUAAAUGUUGAAUUAUAUAUAUGAUAUAUAUAAAUUUGGUUAAUGCCUAUGUUUUUGGUA